Prunus dulcis (almond) is the source of this 4453-nucleotide messenger RNA. Its product is annotated as nucleolin. Lineage: Eukaryota; Viridiplantae; Streptophyta; Magnoliopsida; Rosales; Rosaceae. The transcript has 12 exons. The record is from RefSeq and is a predicted model, not a curated record. Gene Ontology annotation, molecular function: mRNA binding. Gene Ontology annotation, cellular component: nucleus. The coding region runs from base 371 to 2776 and encodes 801 amino acids.
AUAUAUAUAUAUAUGCACAUAUAACCCAUCAGGUUUUAACUCGUAAGGUCCCAAAUCUAUCUCUCGCCUUUCUUUAAUUAGGGUUGCGUUUUGGUCUUCGUCUCUCACUGUGUAUUUAGGGUUUUGUUCGACUCGCAAUUGCGUAAUUUUGGGCUUUUUCUACAAGUCUCUCUCUCUAUAAACAGUACACAUCGAAAUUUUUGAUCUUUUGGUUUAGAUCCUAUUAGGGUUUCGAUUCUCUCUUUCCCGCGAAUCUUGAUCUUGAAGCUAGGAUUUUUUAUUCGUUCCCUGUUCAAGUUGGGAUAAAAGGGGGUUGAUUUUGGGUUUUGAUUGGGGAAUUUGAGUUUUGGACAAUUUGACUGCGAAAACAAUGCCUCCGAGGAUGGUGAAGAGAGGUUCGGCAGCGGCCGGAACGAAGAGGACAACGAGAGUCACCAGGGGGACGCCCAAGGCUCAGAGCCAGGCACAGGCUGAGGCUCCCGAUGAUGUGCCGGUGGUGGAAGCUAAAGAGGAUCUUAAGGUUGAAGAGGUUAAGGAGAGGCCAAUUGUGGCGGAAAAUCCGGUUGUUGAGAAGAAACCCACUGUUAUCGAUCAGCCAGUACUUUCAGAGAUUGAAGAUGAUGCAAAAUCAGAGCUGAAUGGAUUAAAAAAACAAGAUAAGGUUAAGGAGUCUAUGGAUGAUUAUGAAAAAGAUGAACGAUUAGAGCUGGAGGAUAACGAAGCUGAGUAUGAACCUGAAGAAGAUGGUGGGGUUGAUUAUGAUGAGAAGGAAAUGGAACAAGAGGAUGUCCAAGAGGUUGAAGAUGAAGGAGAUGAAGAACCUCUGGAGAAUUUAGGUGAAGAAGAAGGUGAUAUGGCUGAGGAGGAAUUGGAAGAUCCCAAUGAAGAACUUGAGGGUGAAGAGUAUGAGGAGCAUGCUGGUGAGGAGCAUGAGCAUGAGCAUGAGCAUGAGCAUGCAGAGACAGUUGACGAAGAAGAGGAGCACCAUGAAGUUGUAAAGGAGAGACGAAAGCGUAAGGAGUUUGAGGUAUUUGUUGGUGGUCUAGACAAGGAUGCAAGUGAGACUGAUCUUAAGAAAGCUUUCGCCAUAGUUGGUGAAGUUACUGAGGUCAGGCUGAUGAUGAACCCUCAGACUAAGAAGAACAAGGGAUUUGCAUUCUUGCGUUUUGCAACUGUGGAACAAGCAAAACGAGCUGUUACAGAGCUUAAACAUCCAGUGAUUAAUGGAAAACAGUGUGGUGUUACUCCAAGUCAAGACAGUGAUACCCUUUUUCUGGGGAACAUAAGCAAGACAUGGACAAAGGAUGCUUUGCGAGAGAAGUUGAAACAUUAUGGAGUAGAUAAUGUUGAGGAUCUCACAUUGGUCGAAGACACUAACAACGUGGGAAUGAAUCGUGGCUUUGCUUUUUUGGAAUUUUCAUCUCGUUCAGAUGCCAUGGAUGCUUUUAAGCGACUUCAAAAAAGGGAUAUAGUGUUUGGAGUUGAUAGGCCUGCAAAAGUUUCUUUUGCAGAUUCCUUCAUUGACCCUGGUGAUGAAAUCAUGGCACAGGUUAAAACUGUCUUUGUGGAUGGCUUACCUGCUUCAUGGGAUGAGGAUCAUGUCCAAGACCUUCUGAAGAAAUAUGGGGAGGUUGAAAAGAUUGAGCUUGCGCGGAACAUGCCCUCUGCUAAGAGGAAAGAUUUUGGUUUCGUUACAUUCGACACUCAUGAUGCUGCAGUGACAUGUGCUAAAAGCAUUAACAAUGCUGAGUUAGGUGAAGGAGACAACAAGGCCAAAGUUAGGGCGAGGUUAUCAAGACCGCUUCAGAGAGGUAAAGGAAAACAUGUUGGGCGCGGAGAUUAUCGGCCUUCAAGGGCUGUUGGACGAGUUGUUAGGGGUUCUUGGGGUCGCCCAACACCUCGUUCUCUCCCUCCCCUGCGUGGAUUAAGGGGAGUUGGAAGUCGAAUCCCACCAGCCAGCGUGAAGAGGCCUGUUGGGUUAAGAGAAAGACGCCCUGCAAUGUCACCUUAUCCAGCAAGAGGCAGGCCUUUGCCUCCUCCAGCUAGGUCCUAUGAUAGGAGGCCACCUGUCCCAGCAUACCCAAAGAGCAGCUUCAAGAGGGAAUAUGGUAGGCGCGAUGAGGUUCCUCCUCCAAGGAGCAGAGUAGCCACUGAUUAUGGCUCAAGGGCUGUUCCAGAGAGACGCCAAUCAUAUAGAGAUGACUAUACCCCCCGUGGUCCUGGCUACUCUGAUCCACCAAGAAGUACCUCUCGUACAGGAGGGAGGAGAGCUUAUGUUGAUGAGGGUUAUGGACAAAGGUAUGAAAGGCAUCCUCCCCCUUCUCAUCCUCCUCCAAGUUACCGUGAAGGUCGUGCUCGUGAUUAUGAUUCUAUUUCUGGUUCAAAGCGUCCAUACUCUGCACUGGAUGAUGUUCCUCCUCGUUAUGCUGAUGCUGGUAUUCGCCAAUCAAGGGCACGGUUGGACUACGAGUAUGCAAGUGGUUCUCAGUAUGGAGAUGCCUAUAGUGAUAGAAUGGGGAGAUCUAGUUUAGGAUAUGGAAGCAGCAGAACAAGUCAGGAUUCACAUGGACUUUAUAGCAGUCGUCAGGGCAUGGGCUAUGGAGGAGGUUCUUAUGGUGGUAAUGAUGUUGGUGGAAUGUACUCAUCAAGCUAUGGUGGUGAUUAUAUGUCUCGUGGCAGUGAUGUUGGAGGUAGCUCUUACUCAUCAAUGUACUCUGGCCGUGGUGUGGGUGGAAGCAGUUAUAUGGGUUCAGGCGGUUCUGGCUCGUACUACUGAGAUCUGACAUGAGCAAGAGGAUGCUGUAGGAUGUGGACUGUAUGAAGCUUUUGCAUUAUGAUGCCUACAGUUAUGGACAGAGAAUUUCCCUAAGAGCCUCUGUAUGUGCUGAGAAUCUUUCAUUGUAUACGAUAGGGUGGUUGUUGUGGUUCAAGCCCUCUUGGAUAUCCACAGAUUGGAUGCUAUGUCAGGCUGUAGUUAUUUUGCUGCAAGGAAACUCAAGCUGUUCAGAGAUUAAACAUACAAGUGCUUAGUUUAUGAUAUUUCGUCUAAUAUAUCUCCUAUAAGAACUUCACCUGAUGGAAAGCUUGGAGUCAUGCUGCAUCCUUUGUUCUUAUGAAUAGUAGAUUAUAACAAGAGAAUGAGGGGUUUUCUUAAUGUGACUCUUAAGGUACUUUGGAUAUUUUUUUGUGCUGAAUCCUUUGGAAAGGUUUUGGGUUUCAAUAAUAAAAGCGAAAUAUGGUCAUUUCACACCAGUUAAUCAUUUCAGUUCCAUAACAAUGAAUAAAACCCUCAGUGGGUUAACUAGGAACUGAAGGCUAUAAGGAACUGUGUAGCUUGCUUGGAAUUGUAUGAGAUUGGGUCCGAGAAGGUUGACCUGGAAUCUCUUGCCUGUGUGCGAGUUUUAGUAUUGGAGUGAGUUAAAUUUGCAUUUUGACAUAUUUAUUGGUUGUUAAGGUCUGGGAAUCAUAUGCUUGGUUACAGUUAGGUACUGUAUCCGAACUUAAUGGGAAAUUACAAACAAGGAUGGGUAGAAGCAAGGUUCAAAUGGCAUACUAUAAUUACUAGAUUUCAUUUCAUUUCUUAAGGAGAGUUGACCUGUCAGUUGAAUAAAAUUAUAUCUGUUUAUCUUAGUGAAAGUGCUUUUAGUUGCUUGCAAACCUUGACCAAGAACUUUUGAGAAUCGGUGACUAAUUGAACUGAGUACACAAUAUGGACAAGUGGAAGGGCUGACAAACAUAAAUUGUUUCCAUUGCUACGCUUCCUACGAACAGAAACAGCACUGUUGAAACUUCAUAAUCUGGAUCGCAAAUAGUUGAUUUUGUGCUACUGAUGCCAAAAAAGGGUCUGCAAUUGGUAAAUAUCCCACUUUGUACCCAUCUUAAUGUGGAAUAUCCCAUACUAAAUGUGGGAGUAUCAUUUUUGGACUUUGCACACGCCACAGGUCCACACAGGAGUAAAUUUGGUUAGAACUCCUUUAUUAGCAAUCCUUGCAGAUUAAAAGCUUCUGAAGCUUGGAGGUAACUACUAAUACCUGCCUCAUGCUUGGCCUUGUAACUUACUGAUUGUUCAUUAGGGUUGCUUAUCAAGGUCAUGACAGCUAGUUCUUUUCAGUCUUGAUCAACUUAUUCUCAUUUCUCAAGUAGCUAGGGAAUUCUUUAUGGUUCAAAGUUGUAUUGCUGCACAGGUUUUGUUUUGGUAGGUUUUCUAUGUACCAAUCCUGUCGGGAUUUGAAUGCCAACCGAAUGCUGGGUUGGAUUUCAGUAGGUGCAUGUACUUUUUUGUCAAAAUUUCAGGCAAGAAAUAGCUAUAAGAGAGUUAUGUUUUCUUUAGGGAAAUACAAAUUGCCUGUAUGUUCGAAUUUUUGUUAUUGGGUUUCUAGGUUUACAGAUGUACACAAGUUGUGUUGCUGAAACUUAGACUCAGUUGCAAGCAAAGUCCUUUGUUCUUGGUAAA